CAUUCAUUUUUUCUCUUUUCUACAGGUCGACGCAUUUUAAGUGUAAAUAACUCCGCGCCUUCUCCGAAUGGCGUGGGGGUGGUACCAAGCUGUGUUCCUCCUUCUUUUGAAGAAUUUCCUGAUGAUUUCUUCACCCAAGAGCAGCGUGAAAGGGGAGGCCUCAUCGUUCAUGCCCUGAUCGUUGCUUAUAUAUGUUCUAUGCUAGCAAUUGUUUGUGAUACGUACUUUGUACCAUGCCUGAAAGUUAUUUCUUCAUAUUUCAAAGUUCCCCAGGACAUCGCGGGAGCUACCUUCAUGGCUGUUGGUACUUCAUCGCCAGAACUCUUCUCUUCAGUCAUAGGGGCUUUUGUAACGGAAGGUGACAUAGGUGUUGGUACUGUGGUGGGUUCUGCUGUCUUCAACAUAUUAGCAGUGACUGGCGCAGCUGGUCUAGCAGUUGGAACAGCGGCAGUUCACUUGGAUUGGUACCCCAUCACACGCGAUUGCUCUAUGUACAUAAUCACCAUAAGCGCUCUAGUUUUCAUCAUUCAUGACAAUAUAGUCACUUGGAUUGAAGCCUUGGUACUCUUUUCUAUGUUUAUUGCAUACUUACUGCUACUUUACUUCAACUGCCAUGUACAAGAUGUUACAACAAAAACGGCAAAACAGGUUCACGAGUGGUGGAAAAACAAGAAAGGAACUUCUCUCGAAAGCUUACCUUACACCGUGUUUGAUGAAAAGUCACCACUGUUGAUGAUCGAUCCUCGCUCCUUCACUCGUUAUCACAGCAAUGAAGACUCUGCCUGCCCAUCAUCUGGUAGCACUUCGCUCAUGGCUUCCAGCGAAAUGACCAGCAGUGGUGAAAGCGACACGUUAGCGAAAGAAAGUGGGCAAUUCAAGCAACCACCUUUGCUUGUUGAGCAAAUAAUCACUGAGAAGUACAUUGUGGUUAAAGAUAUUGAUGACGGAUUGGAUACCUUACAGAAAGUUCCUAAGGAUUUUGAAGAAUCUCAUGAAGUUCGUUUAUGGAGUCUUCCAGAAAAACCUCUUGAGAAAUUCAUCUUCUUUUUAAUGUGGAUACCGAAUUUUCUAUUCUUCAUCACUAUUCCACGAUGUGACUUACCACGGCGUACCAAGUUAUUUCCGUUAACUUUCUUUACUUCCAUCGUAUGGCUUGGAGUCCUUUCAUAUAUGUGUUUCUGGAUGGUUUCUGUUAUCGGUUACACGCUUGGAAUUCCAGAUACAGUUUCUGGUUUGACAAUUCUUGCAGCAGGCACUAGUGUCCCAGAAUUAGUGUCAAGCGUCAUAGUCGUCCGAAAUGGUUUAGGCAAUAUGGCCUUUUGCAAUCUUCUUGGAAGUAACAUCUUUGACAUACUAUUCUGCUUAGGUGUACCAUGGCUAACAAAAACUCUUAUGAAUAGCGAAACCCGGUCACUCAUCAUCAAUAGUUCAGCACUCACGUAUACAACACUCAUUCUAUUAACAGUUGUCAUUCUGUUCUACCUGACACUCGUAAUUUGCAGUUGGAAAUUGAACUGGCGUUACGGCAUUGUUGCUUUUGUUCUUUAUAUAUCUUUCCUGAUAAUCGCAUCCUUGUACGAAAGCAAUGUAUUCGGGGACUUUAAUCCUCCCACUUGCGCUAGCUGACAAAUGUGAUAUAAGCUAAAAUUUUAUGCAAGCAUUUAAUGAUGUAUUUUAACAAUGCUGUUAGAGAUAUGUGUAUUAGAUACUGACAUAUGUAUUGUGUGUUUUUAAGUCUACUCUUUUAAGAUUAUGAAAUAAAGGAUUGUUGAUUAAUGCAA
Molecule: messenger RNA, 1781 nt
Organism: Stegodyphus dumicola
Lineage: Eukaryota; Metazoa; Arthropoda; Arachnida; Araneae; Eresidae
Product: sodium/potassium/calcium exchanger 5-like
Biological process (GO): intracellular calcium ion homeostasis; calcium ion transmembrane transport
Cellular component (GO): plasma membrane
Molecular function (GO): calcium, potassium:sodium antiporter activity; calcium channel activity
Source: RefSeq, a predicted model, not a curated record